AUGGCAUAUUACAACAUCACAGGUGACACCCAAUUUACUGAUCAAAUGUAUGACGACGCAGAGUGGUAUUCGGAGUACCAACGUGUUUGUCUGGUCGAUCCGACAGCACUUCCUACAUCUCCGUUCAAUACCAGUUUUGUGGUGUCGACAACAGAGGGUUUAGCCGUCACUAGUUCAACCCCAGCGAUCACCAAAGCAUCUGCCACACUUACCUCAUCCGCUACUUCAACUUCAACGGCGACAAGCGCAACGGCGACGCCAACCCCAACGGUAACCAUUUCUCCUAAUGGUUUGUGCGGUACUGCAAACUACGGAUACACUUGUGAAGGGUCAUCUUUCGGUGAAUGUUGCAGCACUUAUGGAUACUGUGGAUCCACAGACGACUAUUGCUUGUCGGCAAAUUGUGACGCGAACUUUGGCAUCUGUCCGGGAAGCGUAUCUCCUAAUGGCUUGUGUGGUAGUGCCAAUUAUGAUUACACAUGCCAAGGAUCGACAUUUGGCGAUUGUUGCAAUGGAUCAAGUGAUGACUACUGUACAUCGGCGAAUUGCGACGCAGCCUACGGUACCAUUCGUUCCUGA
Messenger RNA from Penicillium samsonianum, 579 nucleotides. RefSeq lists its product as uncharacterized. The record is from RefSeq and is a predicted model, not a curated record. Gene Ontology annotation, molecular function: chitin binding. Bases 1 to 579 code for a protein of 192 amino acids. Lineage: Eukaryota; Fungi; Ascomycota; Eurotiomycetes; Eurotiales; Aspergillaceae. The transcript has 3 exons.